UUUAUUAAUGGCCAAAGUAUACCCUAAAAGAUCGAUGAUCCAGGGUUGCUCCGGUGAGUACACGUCAUCAGAGACAGAAGUCUUCACCGUUUGGAUGAAAUCCCUCGUGAUCAACGGCAACGGCUGCACCGUCUUCAACUCCGAAGGUGGUGUUGUGUUUCGUGUCGAUAACUACCAAACAAAGUCUACCACUGAAACCCUACUCAUGAACUUGCAUGGUCAAGUGCUCUUCUCCAUUAGGAGAAAGACACUAGUGUUUUUGAGAAGGUGGGAAGGACAUAAAUGGCAUAACUCAAAGGUUGAUAGAGAGGGAACAUGGUUCAAAGUGAAGAAGAAGUGGAAAUUUUUUGCAAGUGGAUUAGUUUCUUGCCAUGCUGUCUUGAGAUGUAAUAACAUUACAUCAAUCUUGAAGAUUUUGGGAUUUCAAAGGAAACUGACGUUUAAAAUUAUGGAUUGGGAGGGCCGAGUGUUGGCAGAGGUGAUAGGAAAGGAGACAGCAGGUGGAGUUGCUUUGGGAGAUGAUGUGCUAACUUUAGUAGUGGAACCGCAGAUAGAUCAAGCCUUAGUUAUGGCUCUAGUGAUUGCCUAUGCUAUGGUCAAUGAUAAAUUAUAAAUAAGUAUAUAUAUAUAUAUAUAUAUAUAUAUAUAGCUCAUAGUUAUAAUUAUAUAUUUAUUAGUUUAUAUUAGCUCAUAAUUUUUAGAAAUACGUCUACGGGAGGAGGAGUGAUUAAUAAUUUUUAUUUUUCCUCUCUUUUUUUGAGGAAUUGAUGAGCUUUUUUUGGAGAAAUUAGGGUAACACGAUUUUUUUGGAGUGCAUUUAUUUGGAUUCAAUGAACUCCGUUCUUUUAAAAGUGUAAAAUUUAAUAAUUUAUGUAUACAAAAUU
Molecule: messenger RNA, 884 nt
Organism: Salvia miltiorrhiza (redroot sage)
Lineage: Eukaryota; Viridiplantae; Streptophyta; Magnoliopsida; Lamiales; Lamiaceae
Product: protein LURP-one-related 3-like
Exons: 3
Coding region: 8-613 (201 amino acids)
Source: RefSeq, a predicted model, not a curated record